Paracoccidioides brasiliensis Pb18 is the source of this 1008-nucleotide messenger RNA. RefSeq lists its product as uncharacterized. The record is from RefSeq and is a predicted model, not a curated record. The transcript has 2 exons. The coding region runs from base 1 to 1008 and encodes 335 amino acids.
AUGAGUCCAACUAUCCGUUCUACUUCCAUACCUACGGAGGCUCGUGAGUAUCGAUCCACGACGCCCCUUCAUAUGGAUCGUAUGGAUCACGGCAUCCAAAAGCACCGAAGGAUGUCAUCCACUGGUGGAGGCAGAGCGUGGACUGAGGAAGAGGAAUCUUACCUCCUAAGAACUCGCAUGCACAAGAUGCCUUACAAACAUAUUGCGGCACACUUGAACAAAACUGAACUUGCUUGUCGCCUCCACUAUCACCAGAUGUCAUAUGGCAGCAACCGACGGCGACGCACAGAUUCUGUGUCCUCCAUUAGUUCGUUUCCCGGGCUGCCAACAACACAGGAAUGCCCCAUCGACUACAAAUCGUCAGCACGCAUGACCACCCCACGACUUACCCCUAGUCCUGAAUCAAUGAUCAAUUCACCAACAUCUUCUGUAACCGAUUCUCCCCAACAAUCUCGCUCACAUGUGCCUAUUCUCCCGAAACCAAAUAUCUCACCACGCCACUCCAUGUACUCUAUACCCGCAGACCUAUCUAGAUCACUCCGAUUGGAUACCUCGUUUGUCCAUCACAGCGACUCUCGUUCCGCCCCUUUCGAUCACUCAGACGACAUUGACACCGUCCGGCUCCGUGCGCUAUAUGAUACCUACCGUGGAUCAUUCUGGUCUCAAAUUGCUUCAGAGUACUCCAAAGAGCGUAGUUUCUCGGCAAGCAAACUUGAAUUGUCAUUUUUCCACGGAAUAUUUAAAUCCUAUAGCGGCCGUGUUGCGUCUCCACCAACCCCUGGCCUCAGCCCGCAAAAUGAAAUCUGUGAACUCCAGAAGGAAGCACUCAGCGCUCCUGAACUUUCAUCUGAUGGUGGAUUCCAUGCCAUCAACGGACCGGCCCCAUCGGCGGUUGCAGAACUCAACACUGCUAUCAAUGUUCCUAGCCCGGUCGAGAAAUGCGCCGUGGCAUCAUUGCUGACCGUCGAACGGGACGUGUGGGCUGCGAAAAGAAUCACGACUGCAUAA